Hyla sarda is the source of this 2579-nucleotide messenger RNA. RefSeq names its product polypeptide N-acetylgalactosaminyltransferase 11 (gene GALNT11). Bases 195 to 2021 code for a protein of 608 amino acids. Gene Ontology annotation, cellular component: Golgi apparatus. The transcript is spliced from 12 exons. Lineage: Eukaryota; Metazoa; Chordata; Amphibia; Anura; Hylidae. Gene Ontology annotation, biological process: regulation of Notch signaling pathway. The record is from RefSeq and is a predicted model, not a curated record. Gene Ontology annotation, molecular function: Notch binding.
GAGGGGCCCCCGGGUGUGUGAUUGGGGUCCUGGGUAUUGGCUGUAGUCCGGCUUUGGUGCUGGCUGCUGUGUGUAUACGGUGGGCUGCAGGCAGACAAUGGCCCCCCCUGCUGGGUGACCUGGGUGACACAUGGACAUCUGGUUUGCUGUUAAUAUGGACUUGAGAAUGGAGCCUCGACAAUGCUAGGGUUACCAUGGGCAGCGCCGCUCUCCGCUGUUUCUGCUAUGGGUGCCUCUUCACCUCCGUGACCUGGACACUUCUGCUCUUUAUUUAUUUCAACCUCAGCGAAGAGAGCCAAGGGGUCAGACAUGUGCCCGUCAAGGGGCUGGAGCCGUACAGACCCUUCCCCAAAAAGAUCUACCAACCCCGCUUCUCCAGGGACCCCCCGGCCGAUUCCGAUGGAUCUAACAAGGGGCGAGCGGGAGAUCACCUAGGAAAUCACAUAGGAAACUUCCUGGAAACUAAUGGGAAUUUCUCCCCGGAAAUGGGUAUGAUCUUCAAUGAAUUGGACCAAGACAUACGAGAUGUUGGCUAUCAGAAGCAUGCCUUCAAUAUGCUGAUAAGCAAUAGACUUGGGUAUCACAGAGACAUCCCCGACACCAGAGACCCCAAGUGUGCUAAAAAGAUUUACCCCACAGAACUGCCCCUCGCCAGCAUCGUGAUCUGUUUCUACAAUGAAGCCUUUUCUGCUCUUCUGCGAACCGUACAUAGCGUGUUGGAUCGCACACCACCGAAUCUUCUCCAGGAGAUCAUUCUAGUGGAUGAUAACAGUGAUCUAGAUGAUUUGAAGGUGCCAUUGGAUGAUUACAUAAAGGAAAACCUACCCAACAAGGUGAAACUGGUGAGAAACAAACAGAGGGAAGGACUUAUUCGUGGAAGGAUGGUGGGAGCUUCUCAUGCUAAAGGUGAUGUUCUGGUGUACCUAGACAGUCACUGUGAGGUAAAUGAGAUGUGGUUACAGCCCCUACUCGCCCCCAUCAAGGAAAAUCCCAAGACCGUGGUUUGUCCAGUCAUUGACAUCAUCAGUGCUGACACCUUAAUGUACAGCUCGUCCCCUGUUGUGCGGGGUGGAUUUAAUUGGGGUCUUCACUUUAAAUGGGACCCAGUUCCUCUGUCUGAACUAGAAGGCCCUGAUGGAUUCACUGCUCCAUUUCGAUCUCCUACAAUGGCUGGAGGACUUUUUGCAAUGGACAGAGAGUAUUUUAAUACGCUGGGGCAAUAUGACAGUGGCAUGGACAUCUGGGGUGGAGAAAAUCUGGAGAUAUCAUUUCGGAUCUGGAUGUGCGGCGGUAGCCUUCUCAUUGUACCUUGCUCCAGGGUUGGGCAUAUAUUCCGUAAAAGACGCCCAUAUGGAUCCCCUGGUGGCCAUGACACUAUGGCUCAUAAUUCCCUACGACUGGCACAUGUAUGGAUGGAUGAGUAUAAGGAACAGUAUUUUGCCCUCAGACCUGAGCUCAGGAGCAGAGACUAUGGAGACAUCAGCGAACGUGUGGCCUUGAGGAACAGACUAAAUUGUAAAUCCUUUAAGUGGUAUCUGGACAAUAUUUACCCCGAGAUGCAAAUUUCUGGUCCCAAUGCCAAAGCCCAACCACCUGUAUUUCUUAAUAGAGGCCAAAAAAGGCCCAAAAUCCUACAACGUGGGAGGAUCAUUAACAUGCAGACGAACCGUUGUCUUGUGGCCCAGGGUCAUCCUAGUCAGAAGGGGGGGCUAGUCGUUGCCAAAGAUUGUGACUUUAAUGAUUCUGACCAGAUCUGGACCUUCAAUGAAGAACAUGAGCUUAUCCUGAGUAAUCUGUUGUGCUUGGAUAUGUCAGAGACUCGAUCCUCAGAUCCUCCACGACUGAUGAAAUGCCACGGAUCUGGUGGAUCACAACAGUGGGUGUUCGGUAAAAACAAUCGCCUCUAUCAAGUUUCCGUUGGGCAAUGCUUGAAGCUCAUCGACUCGCUCAGUCAUAAGGGAUACGUCGCCAUGGCAAUCUGUGACGGAUCACCCGCUCAACAGUGGCAUCUGGACAACUGAUACUACUACAAGACGGGCGCAGAGAUGGACCAGUCCACAAAGACUACAAGACUUUAAGGCAUUACAAGCCGUAUGCUGCUAUUUUAAUAUGGUACAGUUUUAAAGAAUAUAUUGUCAAUCUCUUAAGAUGUUGCGCAUGUAGGCAGUGGAUUAGGUGUAAGCGUAGCCAACAGCUUCCCGCUACUAAUGUGCAAUUUACUGAAACAUUUUGGGGAGGGCAGAUUUAAAGAAUUGUUUUAACCAUAAUCUUCAAUCAUAUUUGAUUAUAUAGGAAAUUGAACCAUUUUAAGCUAUUUUAUUUUUUUCGUCCUGUUUUGCUAUAAAUCAUAUCGUCAGUAUUUUUAACGGUUCACACAAUUCAGUGGUGACAAGUUUUAACUCUUCAAAGUCUGGAGCAUAUGCUGCGCAAGGCUUGGGAAUUUUUUUUUAUAAAUAUAUGUACAUUGUUGUCUGUAUAAUUUUAUGUUCAUUUAUGCAAUUUGAUUUAGAAGAAUUUUAUCUGGGAACAUUUUUAUGUUUUUUUUUUUCUUAAAAGAACAUUUAUUAAAAUUACACAAA